UUGUAGUGCGCGUUAAAAGCUGAGUAUACAGCGCGUUGUUAAAGAGCAGAUAAUGUAUCAGUUUUUAAUAGGAACGUGAUUUUUUAGGAGCAAAAGAAAAUACAGAAUCCCUAUCUUUGAUGCCUCCUAAUAUACUGCACAGGAGACAAGUGUUGACCAUGGACCUGUGUAUGGAGUGUGAGGAUGAGGAGCUGGAUCCAUGGCAGAUGCCGGAAGAGCCGGAGCCCUCCCCACCCAAACCUGCUGCACAACCACCCCCACCACCGUACCCUGUGGCACCACAGCCACCCCCACUCACCCCCGCUGUACAACAGACAGCAACGAUCGCGCAGCAAUCGAAUGUUCUUCCACGUCCACCACCACUCACCCCAAGCCCUGCUGUCCAACAUAUGGUCAGUCCCCCCAUCUACCAACAGCCAUCUCAGGCAAAGCCAGUGACAGUUAGCACAGUAUCCCAGAAGGCUGUGGGGCAGGUAUCCCAGCCUGCCGUGCAAAUUGUUACCCAGAAUUCCUCAGCUUCUCAAACCACCAAGCCAAUUCUCAUCAACUUAACGCCACAGGGUACGUCCCAGCCCACCUACCUCAUGCCGGCGACGCAGCCCGGAGGCCAGUCGUACUACCUGAUGCCGCUGAACGUGACGGGCGUGCCCACGCUGCAGACCGUGAGUAACUCCGGCCCUGUCAUGCUGCAGCAGGUCCCCAGCGCCGUGCAGCCCGCGCCCAACGUCACCAUCGUGCCACAGAUGCCGCAAAUUCUACAGAUGUCACAACCUGCACCAGUUCCGACUCCUGCCCCGCCCACCACCAACAUUGUACACGUCAUUCAAAAUACAACUUCCAGCUCGGCCGCAACCCAGCUGAAAACCUUUGCACAACAAGCAAACACUACUGUAGCUAAACCCCUGUACAAGCUUGUAACAACCAGUCAGGCACCCAGCGAGAAUGCACAAGUCGCCCAGCAAGUAGCCAAUCCUGUGCAGGCAGCAACGAGUACCGCAUCAGCCACCAUCCACCAUCGUGGUCCCAUCGUCAGACCAAACCAGAUAUCGCAGGCCAAACCAGCCAUGACUGCCCAAACGCAGGUUCACCCGGUAAAAAUCACGCAGGCACAAGCUAAUCCUGUAGCGGUCGCCACAAGUAAGGUUGGACAAGUCUCUCAGGCACAGACUAAGCCUGCCGUGGCCACCCCAGGACAAGUUCAAGCUAGGCCUGGUGCACAGUCGCAGACGAGUACAAACCAAGCAACUUCAGCCAAGACUUCCACUAGUGCCCCACCCACAGGAACGGUCAUGUCAGCGCCCUCCACUGUGCCCAAGAGGAGAAAGAAGGGCCUCCCCCCUCCCCGAGUCGUCGCCAAGAUCCUACAAGACAAGACGGUCGUGUACGUGAAAUGUACGGAGAGCAGCUCUUCCACCAACAACACUGCUACGUUAACACAGAGCAAACCGUUGGAUAAUGUCCAGCCUGUUACUGUUAACAGUACUGCUAAGGUUACACCGACGCCCAUCCUACCUCGCCCAGUAGCUGUUCACCAGGCCCUACAGAGCCCCAGCCCCAUGGCUAUAGUCAACACUACAUCCUCAGCUACCAAAGUGACAUCCUUGACGUACACCUGUCCACUGUGUAACAAUAAGUUCUUCUCUCUGGCCACUCUUACUGCUCAUCGACAGAACUGCACCAAAAACACCCCGGCUGUCACGCAAUCACAUAACCAGCCACCUGCGGUUGAGUCUCCACUGCCCACACCCAGAGCAUCACCUACAUCAGCACCCAGUAAGACGCCCUCCCCUCCCAAGUCUAUCCAGCUCAACAUCACCAUAGAGGAGUAUUACUACGGCACUAAGGAACCCAACGUUUCUCCAGACAACACGGAAGAGAAAGGUCAGUGUGUGUUCAAAUGCUACACCUGCAGCAAGGUGCUGAAGUCCAACAUCAAGUACAUGAACCACAUCCGCCACCACAUCGAGCACGAGCGACAGCAGAACCCGGAUAUCAGCGAUGUCACGAGCUGUCAGCGAUGUUUCAAGAGGUUCGAGACACCGUUUCAACUGCAGUGCCACCUAGAGACCAUGCACAAUACUGCAAACCCUGACACAUUCUGCAAAAUCUGUGAGAUCUCGUUUAAGUCGGAGAAGGCCCUCCAGAGCCACAUGCUGAAUGAGCACCAGCCGCGUGAGAUGCCGUACGCCUGUAAGCUGUGCGGAUUCCGAUCUUCUGUCCUGUCCGACGUGGAGUCUCACUUCCGCCGGACUCACGAGGGAACUAAGAACCUACUCUGCACAUUCUGCUUGAAGAUUAUCGUCCAGUGCCGCGCGUUUGACGUCCACUGCCUGAAACACUUCCGCAAGAGCGACAAGAAGAAGUGCAAGUCGUGUCGUUUACAGUUCCACUCCGCGUCGGAGCUGCAGCAGCACCGUAAACACGACCACGUGUCCUUCGCGCCCGCUCACGUCAUCAAACAACACAAGGAAAACGCUAAACUCAGCUUCUCCUUCCAUAAGAAGGCCAACAAAAUACAGGUAUGA
Molecule: messenger RNA, 2525 nt
Organism: Branchiostoma floridae (Florida lancelet)
Lineage: Eukaryota; Metazoa; Chordata; Leptocardii; Amphioxiformes; Branchiostomatidae
Product: zinc finger protein 280A-like
Exons: 14
Coding region: 120-2525 (801 amino acids)
Biological process (GO): regulation of DNA-templated transcription
Molecular function (GO): DNA-binding transcription factor activity, RNA polymerase II-specific; RNA polymerase II cis-regulatory region sequence-specific DNA binding
Source: RefSeq, a predicted model, not a curated record